GUACCUGUUCCAGUAUAAUUAAUAACUUGUAUAAAUAUACAAUUUGAAGGAAACCUCUAAAGUGGAACCACGUGCAUUGGGGAAAUGUUUUCCAGUCGGACAUUUAUAUGUGAAGCUCCACGUAAGCAUUGGCGUUAUCCCUGAAGUAAAUUACUUUGUAUGUUUACUCGUAAAGUCCGUGUGUAAUUCGUAAAUUUGUAGAAUUUUAGGUUUUGUAUAAAAUAUGUUCGCAGGUUUAGUCUAGUUAAUAAUUUGGUACACCCGUCUCCAUGUCUGUGGAAGAAGAAUGAGCAAGAAAAAGCUGCUGUUUUCAAACAGGUCCACUGAAGCUGAGGACAGAACCAAAAACACUCUUUGGACACGCAGUGACAACACCUUCAAGUUUAACUUCUUCCCUGACAACCACCGACCAUCUUCAUCAAGCGGGAACCCUCCAGUGGUCCAGCCAACAGGAAGUCAGGCAGACUUUACAGGACAAGCAUCUGCUUUUGCCUUCAACUUCCAAAUCCCCCCUGACGAUGAUGUGAAGAUGACCUCAGAUGCCUCGUCUCACCUGAACAGCCAGCGCUGUGACACAGACGAAAAGCCUCUGGAUCAGCAGCAAGUUAGCUCCACAACUGCAUCAAAAACAAAAAAGAAGAAGAAGUCAGGCAAGAAAAAUGAGUCUAAGGAACCUCAAAGUUCCACAGAUCAAGGCGGUGAAGACACGGUGCUGAAUGCAGAAGAACAGCUGAAAAGGCAGCUUGACUGGUGCAUCGAACAGCUGGAAAUGGGAUUAAGGACACAAAAAGGAACACCAAAACAAAAGGAGGAGACGAGUCGUGCCCUGAAGACUCUGCGGAGCUCCAAAGCUCCUCUGGCCAAGAAGAGGCAGGUGAUGCGAGUCACGAUGGGCGACUACAGGAGCAAAAUGGAAGAGGAGAAGAGCAAACAGUUCAAACUGAUUCAGAGUGAAGUUGCAUCAGCUCAGGUCAAAUCCGUGCCAAGUUCCUCAAUGAAGUCUGCGUUCCACCGGAAAACUGAAGGAAAAUCUCAGCCGACAGUCACAGAGGAGAAGCUGGCAGCAUCGCCUCCUGAGGAAAUGGCAGCAUUUGUCUUCACUCCAUCAAAGGAGCCGUUUCACUUCAGUUUUCUCUGAUUUGUAUCCAGAUGUCACACAGGCGACUGGAGUGUGGUACCGCAGACUCUCCGGGCCUGUGCACCAUGUUCUUUGUGUUACAAAUAAACAGUGCACUCUUGUCAGAUUGUUGUAAUGAGGAGAAACCAUAACGGUGCAGGUAAUAACCAUCAUUAUUGCUGACAAAUUUUAUGUGCUGCCUCUGAUAAGAAGAUAGAAUUUGGGGCUUAACUGGACGCUUAUUUUAAUUUCUUUACCCUUCAGAGGCUUGUCAUCUUAAGAAUUUCUCAUAAUUUACUCUUGCCUUUUAAAUUCAAGAAAUGUUUUUCAAACUUAUUUGUAGUAUUUAACAAGUGUGUGUGUGUGCACCAAGAAUUUAAUCUCUGCAAGAAAAUGGGCACUAAAGUGCAUCUAAAAAUUGCAGACUUUAUCUUAAAGCUGCUGAAAAGCAACUUUAAAGUGAUUUACAAGAACACUGAUUUACUGCAAUUACAGAAAAAAAUAAAACUGAAUUGCUAUGUAAAGAGAGAGGGGUAAACUGUAGAUAAAACUUAAAAUGAUUACGAUACGAUACGAUACACUUUAUUGUCCCCUCAGGGAAAUUUGUCUUGGACUCAUG
This is a messenger RNA of Thalassophryne amazonica, 1736 nucleotides long. It is a transcript of the gene c18h8orf33, whose product is annotated as chromosome 18 C8orf33 homolog. NCBI's taxonomy places the organism in Eukaryota, Metazoa, Chordata, Actinopteri, Batrachoidiformes, Batrachoididae. The transcript is spliced from 5 exons. Bases 287 to 1138 code for a protein of 283 amino acids. The record is from RefSeq and is a predicted model, not a curated record.